AUGCCAACAACUGGACGUUUCAGCGGUACAACUCUUCAAGAAUACGAGGUUGAGGAAGUGCUGGACGUAAAACGUGAAGAGGGUGAAAAUCAAUAUUUGGUACAUUGGAAAAGAUAUCCACUGUCCGCAUCUACUUGGGAACCUCGUUCACACUUUUUUGUUGAUCCUGAACUUAUGAUGCAAAAAUCAAGAUCACGCUCAAUAUCGAAAACCCGCAAAUCGGGUGGUUUACCAUCCCAACGUAAUGCUUCAAAAUCACCGUCAAGAACAAAGUCAACGAGUACGUAUAGUCCCCUAAAAUCAACAACAGCAGUUAAGUCAAGCAAAGUGGAUUCGGUCAAAAAAAUGCUCACUCUAGAAAGUUCAUCGAAGAGUCCGUCCAGAAAGAAAAGCGCUUCAAAAAGCCCAUCCAAAAAGAAAAGCGCUUCAAAAAGCCCAUCCAAAAAGAAAAGCGCUUCAAAAAGCCCAUCCAGAAAAAUCACAUCAGCAAAAAAGCGUUCUCCAUCGAAAAGUCCGAGUCGUACAACGACGAAAUCCUCACAGAAAUCGAAACCAGUCGUGCGAUCUCGAUCGCAAUCACGUUCAGGUAAACUGAAAGGCGAGACAAAAAGUGCAUCGAGCUUACUGCCUGAGCCAAUAGUGACCCCACCGAAAAUUUACGAACCGAUUCGAAAAAGUAUUCUUCCGCUCUCCAAGCAGUUUCAAUCGUCUUCAUCAGAGCCGUUCACAAGAUCCACCGUAUAUCCUCUCCGUUCUCAGUUUCAUCCGCUUACAGAUGAUUCUCAAAGCACAUUAAAACAACGUAAACCUCCAUUGAAAUCCUCAUAUACAAGUGUCGUCAACAAAAUUCCAUCGUCGAAAAACAUCUCUGAAUAUAAGAAACGUAUCUUUCAACAUCUUCGAUACCACAAUCGUUUUUAUAUCAUCGUAUUCAUGUUGCUUUUGAUUAUGUUUAUGCUCUACUACUUCGGUUAUCGAGCUGAAGAGUCAAUGCGUAGUGGUAUUGAUGCCUAUGUUGCAUACCUCAAAACUCUUCAUCAAUGA
Anisakis simplex (herring worm) is the source of this 1044-nucleotide messenger RNA. The record is from the annotation of a GenBank genome assembly. NCBI's taxonomy places the organism in Eukaryota, Metazoa, Nematoda, Chromadorea, Rhabditida, Anisakidae.